AUGGCACAGCGCACCAUAUGCGCCGGGUGUAACUUUACCUCGUCCACAGUUCUCACAGGAGAAAGCCAAGAUUGGAUCCGUUGCGACGGGUGCAAUGGCUGGUUUCAUUUCGCUUGCGCUGGAUUCCAGACUGCACGCGACGUUAGGGGCGUAGACAAGUACUUCUGUCGCCCAUGUAAACCGACACAUGGUCCCACCACAUAUGUUCGGAAAUCCAAUCGUGCCCAUAGCACUGUCGAUUAUGCCGGUCUCAACGAGGGUGUCCUGCGGACAUCAGACGAGAAUCCGGAACAUCACUACAUUCGGAAUUUCAAAGAUGGCACCUACCAGUUCGACAAGGAGACCUUCGCUCGUAUGCCACCUGAACUCGUAAAUCUAGAGUAUUUUGAAAAGAUGAACGGGUUCCGUGAGCCGAUAGUAAUCCCAGCAAGCCUGAAUCCCCGUCCGAAGGUCCCAUGCUCCGAUGUCAAGAUGACUGAUGUCAUCAGCGAGAAUACGGGUCCGUCAGUUGAACCAGACUACGAACAUUAUGACUACGGCAGCGUUCAUGAUGACGGCCAAGAUAAACUGGACAUGGUCAUACCGCAGGGGCUGACAGUUCGUCGUGUUGCAGAGAUGUAUGGACUCGGAGAGCCUGUUGAAGUUAUUGACGUCAAGUCACAACAAGGCGAACCUGAUAAGAAAUGGGACAUGAAAAGAUGGGCAGAUUACUACGAGGAAACAGGCGAAAAGAUCGUCCGAAACGUCAUCAGCCUUGAAGUAUCAAAGAGCAAACUCGGCAGACUGAUUCGGAGACCCAAGGUGGUUCGUGACAUGGAUCUCCAGGACUCGGUUUGGCCUGCGGAAGACAAAGCGAACGCUCCGAAGGUUCAAUUCUAUUGCUUAAUGUCUGUCGCAGACUGUUACACAGACUUUCAUAUCGACUUCGGAGGCUCCUCCGUUUACUACCAUAUCGUCAAAGGGAAGAAGACCUUCUUCUUCAUUCCUCCAACCAAGCAAAAUCUCAAGAAAUACGAGGAUUGGUGUUUGUCUCCCGCCCAAGACCACACAUUCCUAGCCCACCAGGUCAAAGAAUGCUACCGUGUCGACCUAUCAGAGGGAGAUACCAUGCUCAUUCCAGCAGGUUGGAUACACGCUGUUUGGACUCCCGAGAACAGUUUGGUCAUCGGUGGAAACUUUCUUACGCGGCUUAAUUACGGCAUGCAAAUCCGCGUCUUCGAAGUCGAGAAGGCCACGAAGGUGGCAAGGAAGUUCCGCUAUCCCAACUUCCAAAAAGUCCUAUGGCUCACUAUGUUGAAGUACCUUGACGAUGACCCGCUUCCGCAGUUCGUCGCAAAUGCUCUAAGUGACGGCAAGAAGUUUGAGAGGCAGAUCGCCAUCUACUGUGAACCUGACCGCUUCGGGCACAAUUCGCACCUAGGCACUCAGUACUACAAUUCACGCUACUAUUCUAAAGCUGAACUGGAUGGUCUUCCGGAUCUGGCCAAUUACAUUUGGCGAACGGUCAUGAUUUCACUUGGUCAAAUUGAAGGGAUCACACAGGAGACGCGUAAUGCGGUAAAGCGCUCCAUACCGAAGGGACGAGGAGAUCCACUCGAACUAGUGAAGAAGUUCGCUAUGUGGACAGCGUGGAAGAGAGGAAACGAGGAGAUCCCUCAAUGGGCGCAUCCCCAGGCUCUACUACCAGAGAACGGACCAUCGAAGGGCGAAACUAAACUCAGUGCUGCCGCUUUGAAGAAGUUAGAGCGUAAGUCCUGGAGUGAGGCCUUCCGAGCCUCUAGAGACCGACCCUCACGGCAGAUGCCGGCAGUGGCAGACACAAUAAUCACGAAUGGCGCCGCAUCUAGCCAUCUAUUAGCCCCAACUCCCCACGUUUCCCAACGAUCGAUACUGGAGAAUGGACGGCACCUCAGCACCCCUAAGACAUCUCAGCUAGGCCCUAAGCGGAUCGCUUGUGACGCUUGUAGGAAGCGAAGAAUUCGAUGCAAACACAAAGAUGCCUUGACCGAGUCUCAAAGAAUCAUGGCAAACUCAAGCCCGAUACUGGUCACCACUCCUCUGACCGGAAGCUCAAGCCUCGCUGGAGUAGCUAUUCCACUCGGACAGCCUAUCAAGCUGUUGGCCAGUGACAUGGAGCCGGUAGCCUCGGUUCUAUCAAAACCGCCAAAGCCAAAUGGGCUUGUAGCAGCGGAAGCUGCAGCUUCCUCUUCCGAUUUUUCCCUAGACAUACCAAACAACAAAUCGGGAAGGGUAAAAGCGUGCCUUGAUUGUCGCAAAAGCAAGCGCCGGUGCAUACACGAUGAGUACGGCCGGGUCGAUCCAGUUAAAGCAUCCGAGGCCCCAGUUCCCCGUGGUUCAGCAACAAAGAAACGCAAACACGGCGACGAUGAUGCUAGUCCUGCAAGCAAGAAGGUGAAGCGA
This is a messenger RNA of Mytilinidion resinicola, 2421 nucleotides long. RefSeq names its product Clavaminate synthase-like protein. Gene Ontology annotation, biological process: regulation of transcription by RNA polymerase II; protein demethylation. The annotation marks the transcript as partial. The transcript has 3 exons. Gene Ontology annotation, molecular function: DNA-binding transcription factor activity, RNA polymerase II-specific; histone demethylase activity; transcription coregulator activity. The record is from RefSeq and is a predicted model, not a curated record. NCBI's taxonomy places the organism in Eukaryota, Fungi, Ascomycota, Dothideomycetes, Mytilinidiales, Mytilinidiaceae.